Cyclocybe aegerita is the source of this 852-nucleotide messenger RNA. The record is from the annotation of a GenBank genome assembly. NCBI's taxonomy places the organism in Eukaryota, Fungi, Basidiomycota, Agaricomycetes, Agaricales, Hemipholiotaceae.
AUGUCGCAACACAUCCAGCAUCACCAAACAUCAUUCCUCCACUAUACCCCGCCCAUCCAGCACCAGCAACAGGCCCAGCAACAACACCAGCCACAGCAGCACCCCAUCACCCAUGUCGCACCGCAGGAUACCCAGAGGCAGCCGCCCCAGCAGCCGCAGCCUCAGCCUCAACCGCAGGUAGUGCAGCAACAGCAACAGCCUCAGGCGAGUGGGUCGACGACGACGACGGGCCCUGUCGUGGCGAAGGGAGACUGGACGAAGGAUCUAGUUCAUCUGGCCAAGACGGCAGAGCUGAAAAAACAUGCGCUGACGCUGCAGCUGCACACCGCGCAUAUACUGUCUGCGCACGCGACGCUUGAGCAGAAGGGAAAAGCGAUACAAGACCUCAGAGAGCAGAAGAACAAGCUCGAAAGUGAACGGACGCGACUGCUAAAUUGUUUGAGAGAGAUCAACGAAGAUCGUGACAAGGUCGAUCUUAUGGAGGCUUCUCUUGAGAAAGAGUGCAACGAUACCCGUGCAAAAAUCAAGCAGCUCACCGACGGCGACUACGCCAUCGCUAAAUUCGACGUGGACCGCCUUCGGCAAGAGCUUGGGCAGCCUCCACUCCCAAGCUUACAGAGCACGUUGGAAGAAAAGACAGCGCAGUAUCUGAAUGAGCGUCGGCUAAAUGGCAAUGAAUCGCAAACCGCUUCUGUCUCCCAGAACGCUGCCAGUGCUCCGACGAGUGCGAAUGGGAAUGGCAACAAACGAAGUGCACCGCCUACGACUCCGUCAACGGAAUUUCAGGCGAAGCGGCCGCGAGGAAGGCCAAAGGGAAGCAAGAACAAAAACAAAGCAUCGGAUGGCGCCUGA